Racocetra persica is the source of this 137-nucleotide messenger RNA. Lineage: Eukaryota; Fungi; Glomeromycota; Glomeromycetes; Diversisporales; Gigasporaceae. The record is from the annotation of a GenBank genome assembly.
AUGUCUAAGAUAUUUAAGCAAAAACUUAAAGCACAUAAUGCAGGUCAAGCAUUAGCAAAUGCACAGAAAGCUGCUCAAUAUAAAAAUCAAAUUGAUAAUAUUAAUCAAAAGUUAAUACAAAUGGAUGAUAAAAAAUU